GUUGCCGAAAGGAUUUCACUGAGCGUCCUGCGUCAGUUGAAGGAAGUUAAUAGUCGUUAGUAUCAGACACAUUACAGAAGUGUCCGACAUUUCUACGAGGACAGUAAUGACACGGCUGAAGAUGUUUUGUGUCAUCGGGGCGCUGCUGAUUAUACAAAGCGCCGCCAUAAUCAGGGUGCCGCUUCAUAAAACCAGGAGCCUGCGCCGCGUGAUGAGCGACAAUGGGAUGUCUCUGGAGGAGCUCCGGGCUUUGGCCAGCAGCUACGCCCCACCGGACGGCUCCCCCUCCCCCGACGUGCCCGUGGAAAGGCUCACCAACUUCAUGGAUGCCCAGUACUACGGGGUGAUCAGCAUCGGAACCCCGCCGCAGGACUUCACUGUGCUGUUCGACACCGGCUCCUCCAACCUGUGGGUGCCCUCCAUCCACUGCUCUUUCUUUGAUCUGGCCUGCUGGCUCCACCGUCGCUACAACUCCAAGAAGUCGAGCACAUUCGUCAAGAACGGCACCGAGUUCUCCAUCCGGUACGGCCGAGGCAGCUUGUCCGGCUACAUCAGUGGAGACACUGUCUCUGUUGCAGGACUUCCUGUUCCCGGACAGCAGUUUGGUGAAGCGGUGAAGCAGCCGGGCAUCACCUUUGCGGUGGCGCGGUUCGAUGGGGUUUUGGGGAUGGCCUACCCCUCCAUAUCCGUGGCCAACGUCACCCCGGUGUUUGACACGGCCAUGGCCGCCAAGCUCCUGCCCCAGGAUGUUUUCUCUUUCUACAUCAGCAGAGACCCAACAGCAGCAGUAGGUGGAGAGCUGAUGCUGGGCGGGACAGACCCCAAAUACUACACCGGGGACCUGCACUACGUCAAUGUCACACGAAAGGCCUACUGGCAGAUGAAGCUGAGCGGAGUGGAUGUCGGCAACCAGCUGACUCUCUGCAAAGCCGGUUGCCAGGCGAUCGUCGACACGGGAACGUCCUUAAUCGUCGGCCCCGUGGAGGAAAUCCGAGCGCUGCACAAAGCCAUCGGAGCGCUGCCCCUGCUGAUGGGAGAGUACUGGAUCAACUGCGAGAAGAUCCCAUCCCUCCCCGUCGUCUCCUUCAUCAUCGGGGGGAAGAUGUACAACCUGACUGGAGAGGAUUAUGUCAUGAAGGAGACUCAGAUGGGGUCAUCGAUCUGUCUGUCGGGCUUCAUGGCCAUGGAUAUCCCGCCUCCCGCCGGGCCCCUGUGGAUCCUGGGGGACGUGUUCAUCGGGAAGUACUACACCGUGUUCGACAGGGCCGCCGACCGGCUGGGCUUCGCCCCGGCCAAGUAGCCCGCCGCGAAGCGCGUUCCCACGUCUCGGUUCUUGUGGUAUUUGCUUUUUUCGAGGUUGCAACGAGCAAAAGCUGCAUUUGGUCACAAACGUGGUGUGAUUUCAUUUGCAGCCAAUCAGAAGCUCUCGUGUAACCCUGCAGGAACUGGCUCUCCACGUUCAUAUCUCACAUCUGCUUAGAGGUUUCCUUGUGAGCACGCACAGAGGCUCCACUGAACAAAGGCUUCCUUUCAAGCUGCUUUUCGGUUUGAUAUGGCAGGAUUUACUCCGACUGCUGCUUUAUGACGUAUUAUUGCUGUUUUUAUACUUUUUGUAAUUUAGAUGCCUGAGCAAACGCAACUAAAGCUUUCGUACGGACGUUUGUUUUUGCUCUUCCUAACAGUUCCACAUUUUUAGUUCCCAAUUUUUAGUUGGGGCUGCUUUUGUACGUUUUCAUUUUGUGCCAAAUCUGACAAAAUAAAACUCUUUUGUCUAAUG
This is a messenger RNA of Gasterosteus aculeatus aculeatus (three-spined stickleback), 1777 nucleotides long. It is a transcript of the gene napsa, whose product is annotated as napsin A aspartic peptidase. Gene Ontology annotation, cellular component: lysosome. The record is from RefSeq and is a predicted model, not a curated record. Lineage: Eukaryota; Metazoa; Chordata; Actinopteri; Perciformes; Gasterosteidae. Gene Ontology annotation, molecular function: aspartic-type endopeptidase activity. Gene Ontology annotation, biological process: proteolysis.